Messenger RNA from Suillus paluster, 1284 nucleotides. RefSeq lists its product as uncharacterized. Bases 1 to 1284 code for a protein of 427 amino acids. NCBI's taxonomy places the organism in Eukaryota, Fungi, Basidiomycota, Agaricomycetes, Boletales, Suillaceae. The transcript is spliced from 11 exons. The record is from RefSeq and is a predicted model, not a curated record.
AUGACCGCACCUCAGAAGUUGGAAACACUCUUAUGUGGUGCAAAAACGAGGGCUUUGGAGAAUGCAGUGUGGAAGCAGGACAAAUGCAAGCGACAGACAUCGCCAGCCGAGCAAGGUGCAAGAGGCUUGGCCACAAAGAAGAGAGCUCCCAGCACCAAAGUAUCCAAAACGCCUCAUAAACAGAGUCUGGGGCAGAAACCUUUGACACUGAAGUGUCAGCGCAUUGAAUCUGAGUCGGAGGCCAGUGACCAUGAUAGCUUUAGUGAAGGAGAUAAGAAAGAACAUGAGCAGAGUGAUGUUGACUCGGAUGAUGCUCAGCACAAUGUCCAUGAUGCAGGUGCUGACAGUGACCAUGACAGUGACAGUGACGCCGCAGGUCUCAAUGACUCAGAAGAUGAUGAUUUAGAUGCGGCUGCGAGGAUGCUUUCAGAUGAGGAAAUGAGCGACAGAGGCAAAGUCAAACUUCUCGAUCAGAAUCUACAGACUCGCCAGGUCAUUCAAGCUGCUAUCUCUGAAGUCAAGUGCCAUGUGAUGUUUGUCCAUGGGUACCCCGAAUUAGUCGAAAAGAACCAGCUCUCAAUGCAAACUUUGUUAGCCAUGGCUGAGAAACGUGGUGUGGACACAAUCAAAGAACAUCUUCAAGUAGAUGAGCUGUAUGCUUUACAGCUCGGUGCCUUGGUGGAUGCACGCAUCCCAAUAAUGCGCCACAAACUGAAAGACGACGCUUGCACAAACAUUGAUGGCUACUUCCGCCUUGGGCACAAGGACUUCGCAAAGGCGAAAACAUUGACGGAAAAGCUAGUUUACAUCUAUGCUAUGAAGUUCGAUGUCAACAAUAAUGCCACACCCGUCAGGAACAGGCCCUACCAGGGUGAAAUCCUCAUAUUGUUGAUAUCUAACCAGCUCUUUCAUAGCUCAAGGGCCAUUGGCAUGAAAUUCGCAUCACGCUUUGUCGAAAUUGCCAAGAACAAGUCGAAGCGUCCCGAAAUUCCGAUACCCUUCCUCGCACUGGUGGCAACAGCGGUAGUUUAUUCCGCUCUUUUAUGGAAGUCACUUGGUUCUCCAGGGAAGUUCAACUUCUCUGGAAACCAAUUCAGCGAAGUUUACAGCUACCAUGUCAAGUCCCUCGAACAGCUGAAGCACGAUGCACCUGGAAAGUUCCAUUAUAUGAUGGCAGAUAUUUACGAGGCUGCACAUAAGUUGAAACGCAAUGGUGCUACUGGGGAUCACAUCGAGCUGAACACCUUUGAACUGCUUGACCUUGAGGGUAUGGAGGAAGACUAG